AUGGCCGGUUAUGAAAAGGAAGGAGAAGAAACUUCAUCCCGGGGGGUUGACUGGGAAGUCGUGUCUCUCACGGCAUCUGCAUAUGCUGCUGCACCUGGCAAUGAAGGAACUAGCUUCGUUGGUGGCAGUAAAGAUAGAGAUUUUGAUGGGGACGACAGUGGAUACGCUAGGGCGAUGUUUAUGUCUGGUCAUUUUGUAUUCCCACCCAGUGCGCACGAGAAUCUGCCCCUGGAACCUGACAAUAACGAAAUCCUUAACCGAUCGCAGUUGGAAGAUGCAGAUAUAAUUCAGGAGGAAGCUGAUGUAAUUGACAAGGAUGGGGACAAGAUUUCGACCGGCAAAGGCUUAUCUAAAAAUGAUAAUCUCCAUGCCAUUCAGUUCUCUGAUAUGAGUGAGAGGCUUUCUGUCAGUGGUGUAAUGCCUGAAGAAGACAUGGCAACUUUGCAAGGAUACAAAUUAGAUGAGGAAGGGAGGAGGAUGUGCAGCCAUCCUGGUUGCACGGAAGGUGAAACAGAUGAAGGUGGGUCAGUUCAAUUUGAUGACGGAAACGACAUUGCUGCAUCAGACGAUUCAUCAAGCAAGAGUUCAGGUUUUUCUUCAAAGCCACUUAAUCAUUCCAAGUAUAGCGGGUCUGGAAUCCCCUGUGAAUCGUGGUGGAAGAGGCGAGCAGCAGCACUGUAUGCUCAUGCAAAGGAGGCGGGUACCUUGUGGUCUCUCUGUGCUGCUGCUGCUCUGAUGGGCCUUGUGAUUUUGGGACAGCGGUGGCACCAGGAAAGGUGGCAAAUUCACCACUUUAAUUCUCGGUUCAGCAUCAAUGAGGAGGUAUGACGGAUAAAUCAUAGAAAAUCCUUUUACUAUCAAUAAACAUACAUUUAAGUAAGGUCUCAACACUUCUACCUGGGUUUUACUGGGAAUUUUGACCAUAUACGAAUUUGCUCCUAUUUUUUCAUUUACUUUCACUUGUAUUAUGUUUAUAUUUUUUUGGUAGUCAUCGUAUUUGACUUUUACUCGAUGUAGCUAGAGAAAUGACAUCAAGAUAUGAUGAUCUUUCUAUUUCUACUUAUAAUCGGACUCCUUUUAAGUCGAAAAUGAACAUAUUCCUACCCUUUCCCUUGUUGUCUUGUUGUAUUACACAAGAAUCAAGAAACAGCAUAAAAUUAUAGCAUUCAGAAGAAGUUACAAGAGUUUGCGUACCUUACCCUUUUUGGCUUUGUAGAACUUUGAGAUCGACUUUAAUAUAUAGUAUUCCCUACAUUCUAAUGUUGCUAUGAUUGCUAUUAAUGUUAAUGGGCGAAAUGAAAUUCUUACGCUAGUUUGCCAGGCAGAGAUCCAGCGUUUAGCUGUUCUAUUAGUUCCCAAGAGAAUUGCGAGAAAGAAAAAGAAAAUUGUCCUCCAUAGCUUCGGGCCAGAAUUGUCGAACGUUUAUUUGCUCCAGACUGAGGAUCUGAUUCACUACUGCUUUCUAAUUUCUUCCCUUUUUCUCUCCAAGCCUUGUACCAGUAUAGAAGGUGAUCCAAUCAUCCAGCUUACAACGCUCCCGUUUAACCCGUUGAAUCGAUUUCUUUUGUUCUAUAAUUCCUGCUUCAUUCCCAUCCGAGCUUCUGAUCUGUUCGUACUCUCUGCCGUUUCUAUGGGCAGAGAAUAAGCCGGAUUCUGGCCCCGGUCAGCCGCUUCAAGUACGCCAUCGCAGGCGGCGGCCACCGGCGGCCUCCGGCGGCCAUGUCUCCUUCCCUCUGA
Molecule: messenger RNA, 1737 nt
Organism: Spirodela intermedia
Lineage: Eukaryota; Viridiplantae; Streptophyta; Magnoliopsida; Alismatales; Araceae
Source: the annotation of a GenBank genome assembly